AUGCUUCGGCCCGGUUGUUUGGACAUUCCUAAGGAUAGUUCAUACUCAGGCUUCAAUGGCUACGAAACUAAAGAAGAUAUAGAAAAUGUUUUUCUGAACGGUUUUGAUGUCGACGAGGCGGUAUUAAAAGAAUAUGACCCCAAUGAAGAUUUGAUCCUAACUGAUCAACUAAUCGAUGAAUUAACGAAGCACAAUCCAGAGACCACGUCGACCAAGAUUAUAUCAUCUUCAUCAUCGGGUAUGUCAUCGGUUAUACAUAAAGAUUACACCAUUGAAGCUUUGGCUAAUGCAAGCUCUCAAGAUUACUAUAUAAAUCAAAUGAUUGAUGCAAAAGCAAAGGAAGAGUCCAAUAAUGUUGCAAUAUUCCCUAACGUUCUUGUUCAACUUGACUGUGGACAAUCGCAGUUGAUUCUAACCGAUGAGAUGUUACCAUGGGAGAAUCAAAUACCUGUUGAAAGAUAUACUCCGGAAGCUCGAGAAGAGGCGAAGAAGAGAUAUUUCGAAAAGAAGAAGAAACGCAAGUUUGGGAAGCAAAUUAGAUAUGAAUCUCGAAAAUCUACAGCUGAUACGAAGAGACGAAUGAAAGGAAGAUUUACAAAAGCUGGUGCAGAGUAUGAUUAUGACCCAGGCACGAGCUAAUUAUAUUUAGAAAGGGACUAAUAAAAUCAUGAGCUAAUGACAAACCAAGCUCAAUUUUGAGACACCAAUAAAGAAAAUAAAGAGAUUUGCAAUCAUAUGACCAUCAUCACAUCUUUUUGUUGUUGUUCAUAAUGUUUAUCCACCAAGGGUCUGUUGUUGUUCAGUGGUUCCGUCUGGUUGGUCGACUGCAAACGCUUGAAGACUGCAAAAGUCAC
Messenger RNA from Camelina sativa (false flax), 854 nucleotides. RefSeq lists its product as uncharacterized. Gene Ontology annotation, molecular function: protein binding. NCBI's taxonomy places the organism in Eukaryota, Viridiplantae, Streptophyta, Magnoliopsida, Brassicales, Brassicaceae. The record is from RefSeq and is a predicted model, not a curated record.